Alosa sapidissima (American shad) is the source of this 6963-nucleotide messenger RNA. It is a transcript of the gene mapk4, whose product is annotated as mitogen-activated protein kinase 4. Gene Ontology annotation, cellular component: cytoplasm; nucleus. The record is from RefSeq and is a predicted model, not a curated record. NCBI's taxonomy places the organism in Eukaryota, Metazoa, Chordata, Actinopteri, Clupeiformes, Clupeidae. Gene Ontology annotation, molecular function: MAP kinase activity; ATP binding. Gene Ontology annotation, biological process: protein phosphorylation; cell surface receptor signaling pathway; intracellular signal transduction. The coding region runs from base 3290 to 5413 and encodes 707 amino acids. The transcript has 8 exons.
AUCUGUUUAGCUUGCCUCUGGCCCGCCUGUAUCAGAUACACCGAUGUGAUUGGUGCCCCACGAUACAAGGGACUAAGUAAUGUGCAUCAUUACUCAUUGCCAGAGUGACUCGCUGAGCAAAUUCCAAAUGUGUUCCCGCGACUACUCAGGAUUUCCAGGAUAAUGAGUUUGUAACAUAAUGUAUCUCAGUGACUGAGUAUAAAAACCUAACCGCUUUCGUCCUGGAGCGGCAAGGCACUCCAGGAACCAGUGGAAGGUUGUAGGUACAUGGAACAUUCCUAACCCUCCUGUUGUGUUCCUGGUCAAAUUGGACGGAUUUACGAUUUCGGAAUACAGAAUAAAUGUUGAUCAUUUUCAACAUUUUGGGUGUUUACUUAACUGUUGUACACCUGUGGUGUUUCCGGUCAAAUCGACUGGCCAUUAGAAAUGAAUGAGUGAGACCAUGGUAAGUAACAAUUGAGCUCCUUGUGUAGGCCUACAUUCACACACACACACAAACACACCCUCACUCCCCCUCUUUGUUUCAAUGAGAGCCCCCACAGGAAGCUUUCCCCAGUAGAAUCUUUACCCCACAGAGUUGUAUGAGCUCAGGUCAAUGAGGCUGGCAGGUCAUAAAUAGUAAAUGGAACUUCAAAACUUUGAAUUUUUUCAAAAUGACAUCUUGAAUAUACAUUAUUAUUUUCUUCAAGGGAGUGCCAACUGAGGUCAUGUGCGCAUACACAAAGGUGCAUACCAUAUUUAUAGCCAAGUUUUAGGUAGCUGGCACUAUGGAAAAUCUUCAUAUUGCAGGCAAAACAUUAUGAACACUAAAUAUUGAUUUGUUGCUAGGAAAUUAGUUUGUAAGGGGGGGGGGGGGGGUUAUCAGUUGACAAAUAUGUUUGCACACCACUUAGUUCUCCCCAAACUGUGGGUCAGUGGAGUGUCAAUGAUCACAAUGUGGUCAAAAUCUCCAGGCACACUCAGGUGUGAGAAAACACUGCAGGUUUAUUCACGAUACCGGGAGCACUGGCAACAGCACGUUCCAGUAACCCUACUCAAAGUUCUCUAGGGUGAGGCCCCAUCUUAUACACGUUAGUUACAUUGUGUUAAUACAAAUCACAUGAGUACAGUGUUCUUUUCCAAAACUCCUCAUAUAUGUAGAAAUACAACAAUACAUGUACACUUCUUGGACAUAGCAUGUGAUCCAUACGUAAGUCAUGUGGCUACUCCAAGUAAGUAAGAUAAUUGGUCAAUACAAUACAUAUACAUCCUUUAGCAUUUUCUUGCCAUAGUCCAUUUCCUGUCAGGAUAUUCCUAAUAUUAUUGCCUCAAGCAGAAUACCCUUAACUCGUGACAAAAGGGUCGCAUGAUCUUUAUUAGAAAGUCAUGACAUGGAGAGAGCAAAUGACAGACAAAGCAAAGUUAAUGCACAGUAUUGAAUGUAUAGAAAAGAAUAAACAUAAUAUAUGAAAAUGUAUUAUUAAUCACCUAUGUAAUAAGAUUUGUUUAGUAAUCCAAAAUUUCUCCCACAACACUUUGGUGGCAAACUAUAGCCCCUGUGCUUAAUGAGAUCUAUUAUGUACAAAUUCAUGAACACAUGCGGUGAUAUGUUUAUAUGUUUUAUUUUAAACAAUAAUGUCUAAUAAUACUGUGUUUCUCCUUUCCAUGUGCCAUUCUAUCUUAUGCUAUUGAGGGUUUAACAAAGUACAACCAUAACUAUAAUCAUAUUAACAUAAAUCUAUGCAUUGGUAGAAGAGUGGCAAAAGUGGCAAAUAUUCAAAAAAUUGGCUGUGUAUGUAAACAUCUGCAUGUGCAUGUGCUUUCUGGGUAUGCCUUUGUGUAGCUAUAUUACCAUGGUUCCAUGUGUUCAUGUAAUGCACACGGAGAAGCCUAAAGCCUAUCUAGUUAAAAUAAAAAAGUGUCAUAGCUUAGUCUAGGGUGCAAUUGUUGUGGUUUGAAUAUUGUUUGCAUGAUCACAUAAGAUAGACGAUUCGCAUACAGAAAGUGAUGGCUCAACAGGGGAUUAUUAUGCAAGUCAUGUCAGUGUUUUUCCUGUAACCAGGUUUCUUCACUGAGAUUAUCUCACCUCUGCAGUCCAUUUCUCUGUGAGUUAUGUAACCAUUUAGCAUAUAAUUUUCCAGUUUGUGACAGGGCGCCUUCAAAAUAGCUGUGCUAAACAUGCGCCCUCCACUUUAGACCAGGUUUUUCUUGGUCAGUGGCAUCUAUUUUUUUCAUUGACACACCUGUGUGAGCGCAUUUGUCAUUUGACAACUUGAGCGCUUGGCGGAAAAAUCCUCACUCAUCAGAGUUAAAAGUGACAAUGACCAGCACAAAUGUGCAAUGGCAGAGCGCCCCAUUCUCCAUAAUACUUUCAUCGUCUACCAAUAUACAGGCCAGUGGCUACAAAUUGUGUUUCUACCUAUUUAAAAAUAACUUAUUCACUGAAUUCAUUUUAAACCAUGCUCUUCUUUUUUGCACUGGAGAUCCCCUCAAGUGCCCAAUGUGCUGCCAUUUCUUUUUUCAUUUCUAAAAUAUGGUUAAUAAUAAAUGGCCAUACAUAAAGAGUUUAUUAAUAAAAAAAAAUGUUAUUUCAUAUUGACAUUCAAUUUUAAAAGGUAAUAUAUUCUUCCCCACAAGAGCAAUACAUUUUGCUAACUGCUGCAUUACACACACACACACACACACACACACACACACACAAUGUUAUCUAUCUAUCUAUCUAUCUAUUUAUCUAUCUCUCCGUCUGUCUGUCUAUCAAGCUAUCUGUCUGUCUGUCUUUGUCUUCGUGCCAGCCUGUAUCUAUCUCUAUCCAUCUAUCUGAUAUCUGUUUUCUCUCUCUCUCUCUCUCUCUCUCUCUCUCUCUCUCUCCCUUACAGAUUGAGAUUUCUAUUUCCCCUCCUCCAUUGAGGUCACUGAGAUUGCUGAGUCAGGUGGCUCCAGUGAAGACACUUUAGACCGGUCUCCUCAUUUAUUCAUUUGCCCCUUUUCUUACGCCGACUCGUCCAUGCAGAAACCUGACCCCUGAGGAUGAGAAGAGAGAUAGCGGGAGGGCAGCCAAACAUCCUUCCCUCUCGGAGGGGAUCCAAGGACUUCUGCACCGCCCUGUCUCAGCAAGCCUGCCUUGCCUGCCUGCCUGCCUGCCAGUGCCCUGCAUGCCUGCUGGAGAAUGCAAGUGACCUGGUACUGUCUCGACAAUGGAUUACAUGCACUGAGUAUGCAAUGCACAACGAUGCCAGUCCUGAGCAGGCCCUGCUGGCUAGUGGAGGUUAAGGAACAGCCUGCAACCAGAGAAGAGGCUGCCCUCUGAGCCAUGGCCAGGCAGACAUCCUCGCCCUUCCGCUACGGCUUCGACCUCGGGGGCCACUUCCAGGACGUGCGGCCCCUGGGCACGGGUGCCUCGGGCCUGGUCCUGUCGGCCAUCGACCGGAGCACAGGCCAGCGGGUGGCCGUCAAGAAGCUGGUGAUGCAUGACGCGGUCAGCAUCAAGCACGCGCUCCGCGAGGUCAAGAUCACGCGUCGGCUCCAGCACGAGAACGUGGUGCGCGUGCACGAGGUGCUGGGGCCCUACGGCCAGCCGCUGCUGCCCGCCGCUGACCUGGCCCAGCUCUCGGCAAUGUACAUCGUCCAGGAGUGCAUGGAGACGGACCUGGCGUGCCUGCUGGAGCAAGGCCCGCUGUCCGCCGGCCACGCCACCCUGCUCUUCUACCAGCUCCUGCGUGGCCUCAAGUUCAUCCACUCAGCCAACGUGCUGCACCGCGACCUCAAGCCCGCCAACAUAUUCCUUAACACCGAGCAGCUGCUGCUGAAGAUCGGCGACUUCGGCCUGGCGCGCAUCGUGGACCCGCACUACUCGCACAAGGGGUACCUGUCAGAGGGCAUGGUGACAAAGUGGUAUCGCUCUCCUCGCUUGCUGCUCUCCCCGAACAACUACACCAAGGCCAUAGACAUGUGGGCGGCUGGCUGCAUCCUGGCUGAGAUGCUCAGCGGCCGUAUGCUCUUUGCAGGGGCCCACGAGCUGGAGCAGAUGCAGCUGAUCCUGGAUACGGUGCCGGUGGUGCACGAUGAGGACCGGCAGGAGCUGCUGAAGGUCAUGCCCUCUUGCGUCAGCCGUGGCUGGAAGGUCAGGAGGUCGCUGCGGGAGCUGCUGCCGGAGGUGGACACAGAGGCCAUCUGCUUCCUAGAGCGCAUCCUGACCUUCAACCCGAUGGACAGGCUCACGGCCGAGGCGGCCCUGGCUCAGCCCUACCUACAGCAGUACUCGUGUCCGCAGGACGAGCCCACAUCCCUGCAGCCCUUCCGCAUUGAGGACGAGCUGGACGACAAGAUGGUCACCGAGCACAGCCCUGACACAUCCCUACACUGGCACAGGUCGGACACCAGCCUGUCGUCUGACACAUGCUGGCCGCAGCAGGAGAGGUGUGACUGCAUGCAGAGCGUCUCGGAGAUGGGCGACCCGGAUGAGGAGGAGGUGCAGCGGGACCCCAGGGCCAGCUCAGGCACGCUCCUUGGGGAGGCGCAAGUGGACCCGCGCAAGUACUCGCACAGCAGCUCGGCCGAGCGCUUCCUGGAAGGCUCACACUCCUCCCUGGAGCGUGCCUGCGGAGGCGGCACGGGCGUCUACGGCGAGCUGGACUGCGGCCGCUCGUGCGACUACAAAGUGGGCUCGCCGUCGUACCUGGACAAGAUCGCGUGGCGUGAGGGCAAGCCCCAGAACUACUCUGAGCCCAAGCUCAUCCUGGACCUGUCGCACUGGAGGCGCAACGGGCGGCCCAGCCCCCGGAGGAGGAGUAGUGCAGAGGAGGAGGAGGAGGAGGUGUCAGCGUUGGCCCCCGAGGAAGAGCAGCCGGGGGACCUGUUUCAGGAAAUUUCGCGCUGGGUGGAGAGCACGCAGUCUCGGCUGCACUCGCCCAGCCCGCCUCAGGAGACCCCCGUCACACCCAGCUCACCCCCGCUGCCCCUCUCCCCCACUCUGCUGCCGCAGAGCGCCCUCGGACGCCACAGUGCCGCCACCAUGCUGCUGCGCGCCACCCCUGAGUUCAUGCAGGAGGAGGAGGAGGAGGAGGAGGAGGAGUACGACGAUGACGGCAGCAGGAGGAUCAGGCCCUGUCGCUUCACCUCCGCUCCCCCCUCACUGCUGCCAUCCUCUCCGUCGUCCCCCACGCCAGGCCCCUCGUUUGCCUACCCCCACAGGACCCAGAGGACAGGUGCUACGCCCCCUCCUCAGACGCCCCCUCCCGCCGAGAAGCUCCAGUCACCGUUCGAUCUGGACAUGUUCAUCUCGCGUGCGCUCAAACUGUGUGGCCAGAGCGACGGUCUGGGAGGCUCCGGUCCGGCCGCAGCCAAACGGCCCAACAUGAAUGUUGUUCCAGGGCUGGCGGACCACCGUCCGGCCUCGCCUGGGCGCAAAGAGCACUGGUCAAGCAUGGCCCAGUGAAAUGACUGAGGCUGGUGAUGUGUCUGGUCUCCUGUCUGCAGUAAGUAAUGGCUUCAUUGCUGAGAAAUGCCACUGCGAUGAAGCAACAACACUGCUUGAAUCAGUCCAAGAAAACUAGGAUAGGUGUUUUCAGAUCACACGCUGUUCCUUCCAGGCACGUAUGUGGCGCGUAAGCAGCAUGUGACUGAUAAUGUGCAUGAUAGGAAUGAUGAUUUGCAAAGUUCCACUUCAAGUUUUAACAGAGGGAAGAUCAUGUUGCCUUUAGGUGCUUCUGUGUUAUGCACAAGAUACAGUACAAAGCUGAUUUUUCUCCAAACAUCAUUUCUAAGAAACAGUAACAAAGCAGUAUGACAUCUUAUGGAGAGUAGACAAAUGUAUUCUGACUACUCAAAAAGAGGAUAAAAACUGGUAUUGGUAACACUAAAUUCUGAAUGCAUUUAACUUUAUUUACUGGACAGUAGGAUUGUAGCAUUUGAACUCAUCUCAACCCAAGAGAACUGCUUGGCUAUCUGAUGCUGUUAAUAUCACUGUAAUGUUACACUGUUAACAUUAUUGCUGAGCUUCCCACACUGAUACUGUGUAAAUUUGUACAUUUACUUUAGAAGUUGUGUUCCAGCUAUAUUGAAACAUUCCUUAUCUGAUGUUUGUUAGUGUUUGGCAGUGGUCUAUAAUAUGGUUUUACCGUUAUACCAUUUUAAGAGUGUUUUGUUGGAGCUUUCACCUCUAGCCCUGAAGCAAUAUUUACAAUCUUUCUUAGAAGGCCACAGCGUAUUUUAUUGCAAAUAAAAACCCAAACGCCGAAAUGCUGCAGCCAUCUCAAAAGAUGAACAGUACAAGAACAAUCUGCAUAGACAUGCAUUGAUAAUGCACUCUCAUACCAUAACUCAUGUCACAUGAUCCAGAAGAUGAAUUGGUUUAAUCACACUAAAGGUUCUUUAAGUCUGAAAAUAAGUUUUAAACUUUCUAGAUAAACAGCUCAAGAUUUUUGAAUCCAUGCAAGCUAAUGAGAAAAUGACAUAUAGGACUACAUCAGGUUUCUGAAGAGCACAGUCUACAAGCACUGCCAGAUCAGUACAAUGGAUCUCCAAGGUAGAAUACUCUGUAAUAGAGUAAUUGAGUCAUGUCAUUGCUCAUUUAUGCCACUCAGCAAUAAUAUAAUAAUAUGAAUUAUAGUAAUAUUAUCAUAAUUAUCAUAAUAAUUCUAACAUGAUUGCUUUGAUUGAUUGUUUUUUUUUUUUUCAGAAAUAAACUGAUGUGCCUUUGUGUUUUCCUGUGCUUCCAGCACAAUUUCUUCUCAUUUUUUGCAUGGUACGUGGAAUAUUGCUUUAGAUCUGAUCAACUCUUCAUGACAUGUGUGACAUAUUUGCUGUUGGUACUGAUAUGUAAUCUUACGAGUUCUACCAUAUUUUGUCCUUUGGAUGUAACAUAUUUUGUGGACGUCACAUGACGUUUUACUCUGUGCAGUUUCUACUUUUGCUGACAAGUGAAAAUUAAAAUUUGCUGAUAUAUUUUGUUGGAAAGUGUUUGUUCAAUAAACACUGACAUCAGUA